AUGGGUCCUGCUCUCCUCCUGCUGCUCACCACAGCUGGCUUCUGGCAUGGCUCAGCAUCUCCAGUGAUCAGCCCUGACCUCCCUGCUCUGGUUGUCAACAAAGGUGAUCCAGUCCUCUUGCACUGCUCAGGAGAGUCUGAAGUUGCAUGGAAUAGCAAAAUGAAUAAAUUCCAUAACCACACUAUCAGCACACUCAGUAUUCCCGAGGCCAGUUACAGGAACACAGGCACCUACAGCUGUGGUUAUGUCAACAGCAGUGACAAGGGCAUUGCAGCCAUCCACCUGUUUGUGCGAGAUCCUGGCAACGUGUGGUACGUCCCCUAUUUCCGGGUCGGGGCAAUUAAAGGCGGGAAUGUUGAUCUCCCCUGUCUCAUCACGGCCCCCGAGUAUGGAUCCAGUGUGACUCUGAUAAUGGAAAAUGCCCCUUCUCUCCCACCUGGGACCAACUACUCCUUCAGUGCUGAGAGAGGAGUAAGACUGUACAAUGUACAAAACAGCCAUAAAGGUUCUUACCGAUGCCAAGCACAGAUAAAUGGAAUAAUAAGGAAUUCAUCAAAAAUAAAACUGAUUAUAGAAGAAGCACUGGUGAAGCCUGUGUCAGUGAUGAUGGACCCCGCAGACCAUGUGCGGAUCGUGGGAGAACCUUUCCAAGUCACCUGCAGAGUGACUGCUCCUUCCCACAAGUAUGACAUCAGAUGGGAGACAGCAGCAAAGACAGUGAAGAGAACUAAAAUGGCUGGCUUAGAAAAUGAUAACUACUUCAUCAAUGACACCCUGUCCGUUGCAGCCGUGACCAUGGAAGACAGUGGGAAGUACACCUGUAUAGCUAACAAUUCAGCAGGAUCCAGGAAUGCCUCAACAACGCUUCAGGUAGUAGAGAGAGGUUACGUGCACCUGAUCCCAGGCCAAGCCACCAGCAUGGAGGUUGCUCUGGGAGAGAGUGUGGAGCUGCAGGUCCACAUUAAGGCUUACCCAAAACUUCUCCAGUGGGCUUGGGAACACAGGAAUCCCUUGAAGGACUCUAAACCCACCAUAUUCAAGGGUGAAAUGAUCUCUGGAAACAACUGGUACAACACCACACUCUCCCUGCACCGCCUGAAGGAAGGAGAGGAAGGGUUCUACACAUUUUAUGCCUUCCACAGCGUGACCAAUGAAUCAGUUACCUUCAGUAUCUUUCUGAAAUCCUCUCCAAAGGCCUGCAAAAUCAAGGUGCCAGCCGAUGACUCCAGCACCCUUCAGUGCGUGGCCGUGGGGUACCCUGCCCCACGCAUCGAGUGGUACCAGUGCCCCGUCCACUCGGACAGGUACAGCGAGGACUACAGGCUGAUACGGAAUGACUCCAGACCUCAGGUGGUGAAUAUGUUGCCUUUCCAAGAGGUGGAGGUGGAGAGCAUCAUCCUCUUUGAGGAGCUGGGUGACAAUUUCACCUUCUGCUGCGUGGCCAUUAACGGGGAAGGGAACACCUCUGACAUGUUUCACUCACUCACCAUCACCAGGAAUGUCAUGGCCCUUCCAAACAAGCUCUUCAGCCCUGUUCUCUCCACCUGCAUAGGCACAUUGGUGCUGCUGCUCCUCCUGCUCCUCUUCCUACUCUACAAGUACAACCAGAAACCCAAGUACCAGGUGCGGUGGAAGAUCAUCGAGGCCUGUGAAGGCAAUAAUUACAUCUUUAUCGAUCCCACUCAGCUGCCAUACAAUGAAAAAUGGGAGUUUCCAAGGAACAACCUCCAGUUUGGAAAAACUCUUGGAGCAGGAGCCUUUGGAAAAGUGGUAGAAGCCACAGCUUUUGGGCUGGGCAAAGAAGAUUCGGUGCUCAAAGUGGCUGUGAAGAUGUUAAAGUCUUCAGCAGACAGGGAUGAGCAGGAGGCUCUCAUGUCUGAGCUGAAGAUCAUGAGUCACUUGGGACACCACGAGAACAUUGUUAACCUGCUGGGGGCAUGCACCUGCGGAGGCCCAAUCCUUGUCAUCACCGAGUACUGUCGCUAUGGAGAUCUGCUGAAUUUCCUGAGGAAGAAGACUGAAUCUAUAAUUAUUCAGGAUUCUGCCCUGGACACCUCUAUAGACAGUGCUGCUGAUUACAAAAACAUUGAGCUAGAGAAAAAAUACAUCCGCAGUGACAGUGGCUUUUCAAGCCAGGGUUUGGAAACGUAUGUUGAAAUGAGGCCUGUGUCAUCAUCAGCAGCAGCAGCAUCAGAUUCUGCGCAAGCCAGGGGAAGAAGCUUGGAGGAAGAUGAAGCCAGGGAGGAUCUCCGUCCCCUCAAUCUCUCUGACCUGCUACAGUUCUCCAGCCAGGUGGCCCAGGGCAUGGCGUUCCUCGCAUCAAAGAACUGCAUCCACCGUGACCUAGCAGCCAGGAAUGUGCUCAUAUCAGAUGGACGGGUAGCCAAGAUCUGUGACUUUGGCCUGGCCCGGGACAUCAUGAAUGAUUCCAAUUAUGUUGUAAAAGGCAAUGCCCGCCUGCCCGUGAAAUGGAUGGCCCCAGAGAGCAUCUUUGACUGCAUUUACACAGUGCAGAGUGAUGUGUGGUCUUACGGCAUCCUGCUCUGGGAGAUCUUCUCCCUCGGGAAGAGCCCCUAUCCUGGCAUGGUGGUGAACAGCAAGUUCUACAGCAUGGUGAAGCAGGGAUACCAGAUGGCCAGGCCUGACUUCGCUCCCUUGGAGAUGUACAGCAUCAUGCAGGCAUGCUGGAGCCUGGAGCCCACACGGAGACCCACCUUCGACCAGAUUGGCUGCUUCAUCCAGAAAGAGCUGGAGCUGCAUAAGGAGCAGGACUACACCAACCUCCCCUCCAGUGCUGAGGAAGACAGUGGCUGUGACACCUCUGGCUGCUGUGAGGAGUCCUGCGAGCAAGAGGAGAGCGGGCAGCCGCUUCUCAAGGGCAACAACUACCAGUUCUGUUAG
This is a messenger RNA of Taeniopygia guttata (zebra finch), 2901 nucleotides long. RefSeq names its product colony stimulating factor 1 receptor (gene CSF1R). The record is from RefSeq and is marked provisional. Gene Ontology annotation, cellular component: CSF1-CSF1R complex; plasma membrane; signaling receptor complex. Gene Ontology annotation, biological process: cell surface receptor protein tyrosine kinase signaling pathway; regulation of MAPK cascade; positive regulation of cell migration. Gene Ontology annotation, molecular function: cytokine binding; ATP binding; growth factor binding. NCBI's taxonomy places the organism in Eukaryota, Metazoa, Chordata, Aves, Passeriformes, Estrildidae.